UCUAUAUGUUGAAGCCAAAGUCCAAAGCAAUAUUGUGGAUUGUUUUGGAGAGACGGUUGGCUGCUACAGCAAUAGUUUAAUAUUGAGGUGGACUUUGAUAGUUUUGAUUGCACUCUUCAACAAACAGGGAAGAAAGAUCAGAAGGAGAGAAAGAGACAUUCAACUAACUUGUUCUCAGGAGUAUUUGAAGUUUGAGAAGAAUUCGAAGAUGGGUUACUGGAAAACAAAGGUGCUUCCCACAAUCAAGAAGGUUUUUGAGAACAAGACCAGUGUCAAGAAGGCUGCUGCUGCUGAAGCUUGCAAGUCUUUUGAUGAGUCUAAGGAGAGUUAUGACAAGGAGUUUGAAGAGAAGAAAUCUGACUAUCAAGUAAAAGUACUUGAAUUAUAUGAAAGUUCCUCUGCUGAACUCAAGACUCUGGUUAAGGAGAGGAAGGAGGCAGCUUUGAAGAAGUACUCUGCUGCAGUCGAUAAGUUCCUUGAAGAGCUUUCCAAAAUAGAAUUUCCAGGAUCAAAACCAGUCUCAGAAGCAUCAUCAAAGUAUGGAGCUGCCUACGUCUCAGGUCCAGUGUUCUAUGUGUUUGAGAAGGUCUCAACGUAUAUUGUGACAGAAGAGAAGGUAGAGGAGCCAACGCCAACAGAACCAACACCAGCUAAAGCCGAAGAGGAAACAAGUUCCUCAAAAGAAAAGGAGAUAGUGAUCGAAGAAGAGAAAAAAGAAGAGCUUGUUGAGGUGAAGAAAGAAGAAGAAGAGGUGGUGGUGGUGGAGAAGAAGAAGGAAGAGCCUGAAGCAUGUGUUGAGGAAAAGCCUAAGGUUGAGGAAGCUGCUCCUGCUGCUGGAGAACCAGCUAAGCCUUGAGGACCAAUCAAGGACAUGAUGAAGUAGUAAGACCCCAAUUGUUUGUGAAAAAGUCCACUUUGGAGAUUUGUUAUUCUUUAAAAUACCUGUAAUCUAUUUGGUAAUAUUUGUUCGUGAAGAUUUUCAGAAAACUGUGUUUCAGUUUAUAUAUCUCUCUUUGUAUGUAUUGGUCGAUCAAUCAAAUGAAACCUCUGUGAAUUAAUAUUACUAUGUAAUAUUUCUUACAGUUCUGCAAGGAAGAAUGAAAGUUCUGUUUGUUAUU
Molecule: messenger RNA, 1118 nt
Organism: Argentina anserina (silverweed cinquefoil)
Lineage: Eukaryota; Viridiplantae; Streptophyta; Magnoliopsida; Rosales; Rosaceae
Product: plasma membrane-associated cation-binding protein 1
Exons: 5
Coding region: 209-856 (215 amino acids)
Cellular component (GO): plasma membrane
Source: RefSeq, a predicted model, not a curated record